This is a messenger RNA of Sitophilus oryzae (rice weevil), 1212 nucleotides long. RefSeq names its product V-type proton ATPase subunit D. Gene Ontology annotation, molecular function: proton-transporting ATPase activity, rotational mechanism. The record is from RefSeq and is a predicted model, not a curated record. The coding region runs from base 110 to 856 and encodes 248 amino acids. Lineage: Eukaryota; Metazoa; Arthropoda; Insecta; Coleoptera; Curculionidae. The transcript is spliced from 5 exons. Gene Ontology annotation, cellular component: proton-transporting V-type ATPase complex.
UCCUAAGAACGUAUUAUGACGUAUUGACGUUUAUCCACACGGGUCAGCUGACUUGUCCCGUGAAAAUUUAUUUGAGAAUAUUUUUCCCUAAUUUUUACAAGUGCGAAAAAUGUCUUCAAAAGAUAGGCUUCCAAUUUUCCCUUCCAGAGGGGCUCAAAUGUUAAUGAAGGCUCGUCUAAAGGGUGCUCAGAAGGGACACAGUUUAUUGAAAAAGAAGGCAGAUGCUUUACAAAUGCGAUUCCGUAUGAUUUUGAGCAAAAUUAUUGAGACCAAAACUUUAAUGGGGGAUGUAAUGAAGGAAGCAGCUUUUUCGUUGGCCGAAGCUAAGUUUACUACUGGAGAUUUCAACCAGGUCGUUUUACAAAAUGUUACUAAGGCUCAGUUGAAAAUACGAACCAAGAAAGAUAAUGUAGCAGGUGUUACAUUGCCAGUGUUUGAAUGGUAUCAAGAUGGGACAGACAAUUAUGAAUUAGCCGGUUUAGCUCGAGGUGGUCAACAAUUGGCCAAGUUGAAGAAAAAUUAUCAGAGUGCUAUAAAACUAUUGGUAGAGUUGGCCUCACUACAGACAUCUUUUGUAACUCUCGAUGAAGUAAUCAAAAUUACAAACAGGAGAGUAAAUGCUAUUGAGCACGUCAUUAUUCCAAAAAUUGAGAAUACUUUGGCCUAUAUUAUUUCUGAACUGGAUGAAAUAGAAAGAGAAGAAUUUUACCGCUUAAAGAAAAUUCAAGAUAAAAAGAAGAUUAACAAGGCUAAGGUGGAAAAGGCCAAAGCUGAACUUAAAGCUGCUGGUUUAUUGAAGGAAUCAAAUCAGCCGGCAAACAUUCUAGAUGAGGGAGAUGAAGAUAUUCUGUUUUAGUUUCUCCUGUUCUAAAAAAAAUGUAUUUAAAUCUGCUCUUUUUGCAGCCUAUAUGUAAAUUAACUAAAACGUUUUUUUUCAAUAAAAAUACAGUAUUUUAUGGAAAUAUUUAAUUUUAAAUUCAAUUGAGUAUUUUAUUUUUCUCAAAAACACUUGUUUUUAAUAUUGUAAUUUUAAGAUGUAACUUUAGAACAUUUUAGAAAACCUGUGGCAGUGUAAAUACUAUUAUUAUUAUAUUAAAAAUAUAUGUAUACAUUCCAUUUAAGGAAUAUUUUUUUUUGUUUUGGCUUAUUGUAAUUGUUUAUAUAAAUUGCUGUAAAUUUUAAAAGGCGUAAUAAAAAACUAAUGUGUUUGUU